This is a messenger RNA of Phyllostomus discolor (pale spear-nosed bat), 2158 nucleotides long. It is a transcript of the gene TAS2R38, whose product is annotated as taste 2 receptor member 38. The record is from RefSeq and is a predicted model, not a curated record. NCBI's taxonomy places the organism in Eukaryota, Metazoa, Chordata, Mammalia, Chiroptera, Phyllostomidae. Gene Ontology annotation, biological process: G protein-coupled receptor signaling pathway; sensory perception of taste; detection of chemical stimulus involved in sensory perception of bitter taste. Gene Ontology annotation, cellular component: membrane. Gene Ontology annotation, molecular function: G protein-coupled receptor activity; bitter taste receptor activity. The transcript has a single exon. The coding region runs from base 215 to 1222 and encodes 335 amino acids.
UCUUACGGUGAGCCUUCAUGUGUAUCCAAGUAUUCUAAAGCAACAAUAUCCCUCUAAGUUUCCGUCAGAACUUUCUAUGAAUUCGCUUUGGCGUAGAUCCUGGGCAAGAGCCAAAUGCCUUGUGAAGGAAAGGUCCUGGCUAAGAACAGAUGCUUAAUCCUCUCUCCUGUGCGGAUUGUGUGAGUCUUAGGGUAGCCAAGGAAGAAGCGACAUCAUGUGGACUCUGGCUCCCGUCAUAACUGUGUCCUAUGAAGUCAAGGGUGUAUUUCUCGUCCUUUCAGUCCUGGAGUUUGCAGUGGGGAUUCUGAGCAACACCUUCAUUUUCCUGGUGAAUUUUCGGGAUGUGGUGAGGAGGAAGCCCCUGAGUGACUGUGACCUUGUCCUGCUGAUUCUCAGCCUCACCCGGCUGUUCCUGCAUGGGCUGCUGCUUCUGGACGCCCUCCAGCUCACCCUGUUCCAGCAGAUGAAGGACCCGCUGAGCAGCAGCUACCAAACCAUCAUCAUGCUCUGGAUGAUCGCAAACCAAGCGGGCCUCUGGCUCGCCACCUGCCUCAGUCUCCUCUACUGCUCUAAGAUCGUCCGUUUCUCUCACGGCUUCCUGCUCUGCUUGGCAAGCUGCAUCUCCAGAGGGGCCAUCCGGAUGCUCCUGGGUACUGUCCUUUUGACCUGUGCCUGCACUGUCUUAUGUUGUUGGGACGUUUUUAGUAGAUCUCACAUCGCAGCCACAUAUACGCUAUCCACGAGGAACGACACAGAACACAAUUUGCAAACUGAAAACUUCAAUUUCGUUCAGUCCUUCCUCUUCUGCAGCCUGGGCUCCAUCCCGCCUUUCUCGUGUUUUCUGGUUUCUUCUGGGGUGCUGAUUGUGUCCCUGUGGCGCCACACACGGACCAUGAGGGCCAAGACCACCGACUAUCGCGACCCCAGCCUGGAGGCCCACAUCAAAGCGCUCAAAACCCUCAUCUCCUUUUUCUGUGUCUAUGUGGUGUCCUUUUGCGCUGCCCUCCUCUCCGUGCCGCUCCUGGUGCUGUGGCACAACAAGCUGGGGGUCAUGGUGUGUGUGGGGGUGAUGGCGGCCUGCCCCUCGGGACAUGCAGCCAUCCUGAUCUCAGGCAAUGCCAAGCUGAGGAGAGCUGUGGACGGCAUCUUACUCUGGGUGCAGAGUGGCCUCAAGGUAAGGGCAGACCACAAGGCAGACCCCAGGACACCAGGCCUCUGCUGAGAGUGGACCCGAAGUGGGGGUCUUCACGAAUACAUCUCUGAUGGUUCAGAAGCCUAUUCCAACUCCUUCUGCAAACGAUAACUGAGCAGUCUCUUUGUUCUACGCCAAGGGACUCACCCCUAGAAGAAUAAAAUAAUAGAUCCCUGUAUAUGGUUUAGACAAGUAGAAUGAUAGUAGUUCCCUAGGUUUCUUUUGAGGAAAGAAACAAAAUAGAAAGGCGAGGUACUCAGUAUAAAUGCUUUGUGUGCUAUAGCUUAUCAGCGUUUGGUAUGAGCCAAACCAUGAGACAUCAGGUCUUCUGAAAUAAUAUCUAGUUCCCAGGAUAACACGGCCGGCUUUUCCAGUGACUGCUGAACCUAUUUCUUCAAACAGGUGCUAGCACAAUGUUUGAUCAUGUGUACCACCACGGCAAUUAGAUAAUCCUCCUCAAGCUCCACAGCUUUACGAGAUAUAAAAAACAAACUUAGAAGAACAACGAUGUCAGCAUUAAGAGAUAUCUUCAUUAGAACUUCUGCAGGAAGCAGAGGACAGGGGGCAUUUUGUCUGAAAAGACACUGACUCAGAAAUGCACACUCAACCUGCUGUACGGUGGUGGGCAAGGGGGCAAGACAGGCAGCCCUUUCCUCGGUAGGCACCCUGGACACCAGCGCCUUGUGGGUACCUUCUGGCUCCCCUUGACUGCCCUUGAAGACAGUACUUUGCCUGGUACCAAACACUGAUCAACAAACACAGCUGGGGAACCUGCCGAAAGAGCCUAGCCAAAAGGUAUGUGUGUAGCAAUUCAGCUUCUCUUUCUGCCUGCACAGACACCUAGCCAGAACAGCUUCCCUCAAAUCAGAUCCCAAAAAGCUCAGUAAAGGAAAAGGCGUAGCAGACAUAUGAGGUCUGUCCAGAAAGUAUCCAGCUAUGUACUAUGAAAAAUAGAGGCAUUGAUUG